GGCCGAAGUAGUAUUUUUACAGAGAGCGACAGAAAGGGAAAGGCUAAUGCUUGAAACAUUGGCGAGCAGAUACUCAGCAUCUCCUCCAGACAAUGGACAAGGCUGGCUAGCUCAAGUUCAUUAUAAACUACGCUUAGAAAGCGCGCCUGAGCUCUGUGUGUGGACUCGGAGCCGCCUUCGCAGUCAAAGAGUCAUCCGGCUUCAACAGUCUCCAGUCAAGCUACACGGCCCAAACAGAGUCUAAGAUGCCCUAGGCGGUGAGGAGGGAAAUGUAAAUGGCUUCCAAAGUAAAAGAUGCUGUGGUGUGGUACCAGAAAAAGAUUGGCGCCUAUGACCAACAGAUAUGGGAGAAAUCAGUGGAGCAGAGAGAAAUAAAGUUUAUUUCUCUGGGCUUGAGGAACAAGCCAAAGAAGACGGGACACGUUAAACCAGAUCUCAUCGAUGUGGACUUGGUUAGAGGGUCUGCGUUUGCCAAGGCCAAACCUGAGAGUCCAUGGACGUCACUGACCCGGAAGGGCAUCGUUCGAGUCGUCUUCUUCCCGUUUUUUUACAGAUGGUGGAUCCAGGUCACCUCCAGGGCCAUUUUCUUCUUACUGCUGGCACUCUAUCUGCUGCAAGUCGCUGCAGCAUUCCUGUAUGUGACCAUCCCGCAGCCUCAUGGGAUACCGGCCACCGAGGUCUUUGAAGCCAUCUUGCUCAUGUUGCUGCUGGGCACCGUCCACUGUCAGAUUGUCUCCACCAGGACCCCGAAACCUGCCUCCAGCAGUGGGGGGAAGAGACGCAGGAAGUUGAGGAAGGCAUCUCAGAUGGAGGUGCAUAGGGAAGGCGACGGGUCUAGCACUACCGAUAACACACAGGAGGGGGCGCCACACUCCCACUCAGCCAGCACCACAUACAGCCUGGGCGCUUUCUUCCAAGAUUUCUGGCAUGAUAUCUGUAAAGCUGGGUCCAAGAAGUCCAAGCUUUCCAUCGAUAAAUCCACAGAAACGGACAACGGCUACGUGUCGCUGGACGGCCGCGUGACCAAUCGCAGUAGCGAGGAGGGGCUCCAGCUCCACGAGCAGCGAUGCGAUUUGUUAAAUAGGGCUGACGAGGCGUGCUGGAACCCGCACACGCAGCCUGCACACGGUCACGCUACCCGCAACAAUGGACUGCUGCUGGCUGGCGGUAAUAAGGAGCCGGCGUCGGAUGAGGCUUCCAGUGAGGAGGACCCUGAAGCGUCCUACAGCGCCCUCCGCAGGGGAGUGGAAAGAAUGAACAGUGACUGUGCACUCCGAAAUCGCAAGAAUACGCACCACUAUAAGAAACACUACACUGUGGAGGAUGUCCCCAAGUCUGGUACCAGCUGCAGCUCCAGAUGUUCAAGUCUGAGGACUCAGGAUUCAGAGAGUACUCGACAUGAGUCUGAGACCGAGGACCUGAUGUGGGAGGACUUUCUGCACUGCACUGAGUGCCGAUCGUCCUGCACGUCAGAGACAGAGGGAGAAGGAGGAGGAACGCCUGUGUGUCCGGCCAAGAAGGAAUACAGAGACGACCCUUUCCAUCAGGGUCACCUUCCCUGGCUGCACAGCUCCAACCCCGGCCUGGAAAGGGUGAGCGCCAUCGUGUGGGAGGGAAACGAGUGCAAGAAAGCAGACAUGUCUGUCCUAGAGAUCAGCGGCAUGAUCAUGAACAGAGUGAAUCUUUACACUCCUGGAAUCGGUUACCAGGUCUUUGGGAACCUAGUUUCAGUAGCACUUGGGCUCACACCCUUUGCUUACAGACUGGCUCAGUACCGUGACCUGGAUCAGCUGACCACUCUCUCAGCCAAUGAGCUUCUGUCUGUGGCGCUGGGGUGUGGGUCUGGUUCAGAUGUCCUGGUAAUCACCAUGGUAACGCUCAGCUUCCUGGUGCGCGUUUGCCUUAUCUGGCUCUUCUUCUUCCUGCUCAGCGUAGCAGAGAGGACAUACAAACAGAGACUUCUGUUUGCCAAACUUUUCGGUCACCUGACUUCGGCCCGCAGAGCGAGGAAGUCUGAGGUCCCACAUUUUAGGCUGAAGAAAGUUCAGAACAUCAAGAUGUGGCUGUCGCUACGCUCCUACCUCAAGAGACGGGGUCCUCAGCGUUCGGUGGAUGUCAUUGUAUCGUCUGCUUUCCUGCUCACGUUGUCAGUCGUCUUCAUCUGCUGUGCUCAGUUGCUCCAUGUCCAUGAAACGUUCCUGGACUGUCACUAUAACUGGGAGCUGGUGAUCUGGUGCUCCAGUCUGACUCUGUUCCUGCUCCGGUUCGUCACUCUGGGCUCGGAGACCAGCAAGAAGUAUAGCAACACCUCCAUCCUGCUCACUGAACAGAUUAACCUGUAUCUGAAGAUGGAGAAGAAGCCAAACAAGAAGGAGGAGCUGACACUGGUCAACAAUGUUUUAAAACUGGCAACCAAACUACUCAAGGAGUUGGAUAGUCCGUUCAGGUUGUACGGUUUGACGAUGAACCCUCUGCUCUACAACAUCACCCAGGUGGUCAUCCUGUCUGCUGUGUCAGGAGUCAUAUCUGACCUGUUAGGAUUUAACCUGAAGCUGUGGAAGAUCAAAUCAUGACAGUGGACUGAGAAACAGCGUCAACACUUCACUCUCACUGACUGGCUGAACGCUCGUCUGACUGGCCCGACCCACCGAGAGACCGAGCCUCAGCCUCGACAUAUCAGAGUGCUUUGACCUUCAACGUUUCCACUUUGUGCAAUUCACGGACUAUUUAUUUACCCAUUCAGUGUUUAUACCUAGGCUUUAUUUGAAUUCUAGUUUCUUUCAUGUUUUUGUGUUUUGUGACACAAAGUUCGGUUUUUACCUGUCAACAAAAGUGUUAUGAGUGUUUCCCCUAGGUUACCGCUUUGGAGGGGAGACUUCUCGCUUGUUUGUUUUUUUUCCUCCCCCCUGCUCUAAAGCAAAUCUCCCCUGUCGUUUUAGACGGAUCAAGACUUGUUGGGAUGGUUUUUGCAUUUACACACAUGAAGUUGGCUUCAACAGGAGUAACGUUAUCUUCACUUCACAAACAAAAACACAGUAGUGUGCUUCUUCCCCCCCCCCCCCCAUUAUUAUUUUUUUCCUCUUGCCCCCCCGAGUUGUUGGUAGGGGGAACGCUGUGUGAACAUAAAUUAUUAUUAAGUGAUGGUUGAGGUUCUCAGCUCCAUCUGCAGCUUUUCAUUUUAACUCAUUUGCAGGCAAAAAUAUUUUAUUGUAUUUUUUCCUUUUUUUGUUUUUUUUGCUUAAACUGAAUGUUAUUUAUAUGUUGAGUUUCAAAACAAAACAGAUUUUAAAAAAGCAAACGUUAGUCCAGUGGUUUUAUUCAAACUAAUUGAGUUCGUCAAACAUUUUUUAAUUUUAUUACAAACAAAUACUGAAGGUGUAAUAUUUUCUUUAAGAUAGAGUAAAUGCUCCACACAGAAACCUUUAGAUCAAGCUGCUAACUGGUUUGGUGAAGAAAUUUGCUGGUGUCUUGCACCUGUUCACACUCAGGCCACAUGCAAAUAUCUUUUAAGGGAAGUUAACAGUUCCAUUCUCCAGGUAUUUAAAAGCAAAACAAAACUAGAGAGCAGAUGACAUUUACCAAAACCAAAAGGGAUAAAAGCGACACGGCCGCAGAUGUGUGAACAGAAAGAAGACCGAACAUGUCCACAAUUAUUCUUCACUAUUAGACAGUGGUUUCAGCAGCAUUUCCAGCAAUACGCAAGUAGAUGGUAACACUUCCCUCAGAGAGCUGACACAGCAUCUACUGUGUCCAUUAAAUUUGCAGGUAAACUGGCUUCAAACGGCUCGACGGUAUCGCCUGUCAGCUUUCUUUGUUCAGAACACAUGCAAAGACUCUACAUUAGUUUCUCCUUUUACUUGUCAGCAAUCUCAGGUUUCUGGGUUAGGUUUACUCUUUAUGAUCUGGGCUUUUACAUAAACGUGUGUCCACACAGGAAGCAAUGUGUCUGCCACGUGUGGCUUUGCAGCUGACAAUCAGUUGCUUUAUUUCCCAAAGGGCCGCAUGAGAAACAGACUGUCGUGGAGGGCUGCACCAAUAAGCUGAACUCAAGUCUGCUCAAUAUUUUCUCUCUUUAAGCUGCAACUGAUAAGAGUAGAUGUUACAAUUAGGCAAUAAAAAUGUGAAAUGGGGAUAGUAGAAAGGCCAACAUUUUAUUGUUAUUUGAUUUCAACAUUCCCCAAAACUGUGAAAAUAAGUCUACAGUUAUACAAAGUGCUACUGCUACUUUGCUGGUAGUUUAAUGGAGCUUUUCAGUUCUUGUUCAGUGAGAGAGAUCCAGUCGGUUUUGGGCCUAAACAAGUGCAUUAAAGUCAGAUUCAGUAUCUGAUAUUUAUUUAUUUUAACACUUUGCCCAGACUGAGCCACCUGGCAGCUGUGUGGUAGCCUAUGUCACCAUCUUCAGUCUCACGCUCCUCUGAAAGUAGAACAAACCAUUUUAGUUGCAACAUCAACAAAAAUUAACUCUUGACAGAAAUACCAGUUUCAGUUCUGGGUUCAUUUCAGUCAUUUAAUGUUGCGUCUGCUUUUAAAGUACGACAGCAGUUGUAGAGCCCAUCAGCUCGAGCCUAUCCAAGCAUGCAGUUCUGUGAACAAGUCCGUGUCGUAGUACCUUGCGUUGCUGCCCCAUUUUCUAAUAUGUUUUCCUUCCGUUCUUUUACGUACAAAAAUUAGUAACUAGUCUGUCUAGACUAUGAGACGACACGUCUCAUCCAGGGCCAAAGAGGAAAAGUCAAAUCUGUCCUCUUAGUUUUUCCAACCGAAGCUCUAGACUUCCUGCAGUGUCCUCAGUCCAUCUUAUUACGGUUCAACUAGAGAGAGGGGCACAUUCUCCACCAAACAUUAAUUGACUCUUAUUGUUUACUGGGUUUUUUUUGUUUGUUUGUUUGUUUUUUUGGCGAUUUCUCACAAAAUCGCAACGCUGGUCUUGACUGCUCUAUCCCUGGAUGUGUAGAUUUGUAAAAAGUCAAGUUCUUGUAUUUCUCUUUAUGAUUAGUCUUGUAAUAGCGAUUCAAACAUACCAAAUGACCACACAGCUUUACCUCUGACUCAAGUUCAUAUUUAGACAAUGAUAAAUAGCCACAUCUUGUUAAAAACGGCAUUCGUUCAGGGCUAGUAAGCUCACGUCUCAUAAAACAUUAUCAUUUUUAUUACCACUGUAUUUAGUUGCACACACAUGCGUAUUUUUUUUAAUUAUCAUGGGCCACCAAUGGUCAGAUAAUGCCCACAUCUGCUCUAAUGUAUCUUCAACCCGCUAACGUGUCGAUUAACAAUAGCCAGUAGAUGCAUCAAUUCAUCUCUAAGUUGAGGAAAGCUUACCUUGGGCCCCAUCAAUAGCUGCUUCCUGUGUGGAUGCCCUUUAAAUACAGAGAUGACUGGGCCGACAAAAUUUUUUGGUAAAUCUCAGACUGGUUUCAUUAUCGACUCCCAGUCCCAGAUCAAACCGCUUCAGCUGUCCUAGCAUGACUUCGAAAUCUACGAAGACAAUCCCCAAAAAGCAAAAUGUUGGAUAAAUGAAACGGAAACUUGUACUGGAGAUCUGCCUCUCCCUUCACUUCACCAGAUCAAAUCUCAAUUAGAGGUUCAUUCAGAUAAUAAAACUGAAGCCUAAAUAAAGGUGGUCACAAUCAAUUCAGAUAUUUUAUAAACUGACUGGACUUCACAUAAAAUGCUGUUGAACGCUCAGAGCUCCUUUAGACGUUGGUGUACACGACAAUUCAGUGAAGUCUUUCUUGUGUCUGUGUGAGAACAAAGACAUGCACUUUAAAAACACAUUCUCAAUGGAAGAAAAGUUACUUUGUAUCAACAAUUUCUUUUAAACAUCACUCUGUGUGAUACAGUUUGUGUGUUUCUGGUGUUAUAGCGAAUGCUAGUUCAGCGUGUGUACUGAUGAUUUGUGUGAAUUAAAUCCGAAACGGUACGUGAAGUAAUGAUGCCCACAGAAAAGAAACAAAUGGUUGCCUCGGUUCACUGGAACAAGCUUCAUUCAUAAAAAUGCGAGCAUAAUCAUCUUCAGUGUGUUUGAGGAGGAAGACCAAAGUGCUUUUAAUUUAACUGUAUUUGUUUGUCUCUGCUGGUUAAAGAAUGUAUUUAUAGCGUUCUGGUUUUAAGAAUAUUUCCUUUUUGUUCUUUCAUCAUUUAUUUGUACAGGAUGUUUGUUCCUCACCCUCUUUAGAAAAGGCAUGCUCGACUGUUUUUGUUUUUUAGGAACGAGAUGUUUGAAUCGUGUAUAUGAGAGUGACUCUGAGGAAAGGACUGUGUUAUGAUGCUGUUUUCCAAAAGUCUAAAUAUUUACUGUUUUUCUUGUGAACUGGUCUUUCAAUAAGAUCUGUUUUUAUAUGAAUAAUUAAAAAAAAAAAGAUGUUAAAUCCUUUAUUCUUUUGUUGUUUAACUGUUUAUGUGUUAUCCUUUUCCUUCAGUUGUUUAAAUAUUUAUAUAUUUACAGUUGCACUUGAUCAACUGCUUCUUACGGCAAAAAUAUCUAAUCAAUCAACAGAUCAGUCAUCUCUGAAUGUUUCCAGACUCUUAAAGAAAUUACAAGAAAAAAAACUGCCUAAGAGAGUUCAGAUGGUGUUGAAGAAUAAAGG
Messenger RNA from Pelmatolapia mariae (spotted tilapia), 6584 nucleotides. RefSeq names its product protein PHTF2-like. Bases 276 to 2573 code for a protein of 765 amino acids. Gene Ontology annotation, cellular component: endoplasmic reticulum. The record is from RefSeq and is a predicted model, not a curated record. The transcript is spliced from 22 exons. NCBI's taxonomy places the organism in Eukaryota, Metazoa, Chordata, Actinopteri, Cichliformes, Cichlidae.